CAUGUUGUUAUGUUGCUGUCUUGGUUGCAAGAUGUGUGGGCGUUGUUCACAAAACUCUAGUUGAUAGUUCUAAAGACGACCUUUACCCGUUAUUUCAAUAGCAAAACGUUGAAAACAGUAAUGGCUGCAAAGGUACAGCAAGGAAUCAGAAGUGUGAUACAAACUCUCCUUUCUCUGUUGGAGGAUGCAGGAAUUCCACGAAUGCCUUCUGAGUCAUUCAGAAAAGCAAAGUUCAACCAGCCCGAAGCAAUUGCAUCAUUUUGGACCACCCUAUUCAACAUAAUUGAGCUAUCCAAUUCCCUUGAAUACUCAAAAAUCACUCCCGUUAUUCAACUUCCUUCGAAUGAACAAAUGUCCCUCUUUGUCAGAAAGCAUCUCUUCACUUUGGGGUACAAUCGAACGAACUUUUUUAAAAAUCCAAUUUGCUCAAGGGAACUUGUUUUAGCAUUUUCUUGGCUGCUUUAUAAGUCGGACCUUCCAAACAAGUUGACACAAUUUCACCUCAGAGCAGCUAACACAGUCAGCAUACCACUCAAGACUACACGGAAGUUCCUAGUGGAAACUAUGGAGAAAGAAAUAGAACGCUUUAAAGAAGAUGUGGAACAAAUUCAGAAAUACAUAUUGAACUAUGAUUGUAAAGACAAAGAACAAUUGGAGGCAGCAUUGAAGAAACUGGAAUGGCUAAAAAGAAAGAUGGAGUGUCGAUUUAAAUCUGCUCUCUCCUCUCAACAUGGCUACCAGAAACGUUCUGACAAGAUACGCCAGUACACAUGGCGACCAUCCCAUAAUGAGCACCUGUCAGUACAUGAAGUGUUCUUAUUGCGACAUCCCGAGCAGCUGUCCAAUUACAUGCAGAAUCUGGAGAAGCACUUAAUGGCACUUCAGAGACUGAUGGAGUGGAAGACUUGUGAGAGUCUGUUUUGGCAAUGGAUGGAGAGCGUACUCGAUUUAGAUGAGAAAGAAUUGCUCAAAGCUGAUAGUUGCUCUGACGACAAUGAUGAGGGUGGCGGGAAGCCUGUUCUUGAUCGAGAGCAGUUGGAAUCAAGUCUGAGAAUAUUGGAGAAAGAAGUGGCUUCACUGAUAGAGAGAAACAGACCACACAUUGAAAAGAUUAAUCGCACUUGGCUUAUGAAGAGUAGGAGUGUGAGGGCCGAGGAUAUCGAAGCUGAGCUCGCUAAGAUCAAUUUAACUGACAAUCAUAAGCCUUUAAAAAUGUUCACUGAAGAAGACACAGCUUUUGUUGAGACGUUGGGGAGUGUUGAUGUAGCACUACGUCUACCAGCCCGUGAGAAGUCAAGUAAGCAGCGAAGUUAUCAGCUGAGCUCAACACUGGAGCAAGAGAGAGUCUGUUCCAACAGUUUGCAAGCCCUCAAUGUCAAGUUGGAGCAGGUGCAGAAUGAACUGGAUGUUACCAAAGAGAGGGCGAAGAUUGCUAAGAAUGCCGUUACUAGGCAACUCGAGAGAAUUGAACAAACACUCCCCCCCAAUGUAUGCAAGCUAGAAACAUGAACUCACAACCUGUGCAUGUACUAUUGUCAUUCAAAUCAAAAAUGCAUAAUAAUAUCAACAAAGUGAUUGAAUAUUGAAAU
This is a messenger RNA of Halichondria panicea, 1589 nucleotides long. Its product is annotated as tubulin epsilon and delta complex protein 1-like. Bases 121 to 1509 code for a protein of 462 amino acids. The record is from RefSeq and is a predicted model, not a curated record. NCBI's taxonomy places the organism in Eukaryota, Metazoa, Porifera, Demospongiae, Suberitida, Halichondriidae. The transcript is spliced from 2 exons.